Alternaria novae-zelandiae is the source of this 915-nucleotide messenger RNA. RefSeq lists its product as uncharacterized. The record is from RefSeq and is a predicted model, not a curated record. The coding region runs from base 1 to 915 and encodes 304 amino acids. The transcript has a single exon. NCBI's taxonomy places the organism in Eukaryota, Fungi, Ascomycota, Dothideomycetes, Pleosporales, Pleosporaceae.
AUGCAGCUCAUUACCCUCCUUUCGGCGGCCUCGGCCAUGGUUGCGACCACUUCCGCGACCAACCUCAGAAGCGCUGUUAAUCUGAACAAGGAAUGCGACACCGCCAAGCCCUACGCACGCGUCAUCAACCGUUGCGACUACGACGUUCACCUUUGGUCUGUUUACAAGGGUGAUGGCUGCCCCGAAGAUGGCAUGGUCACGUUGAAGACUGGCGAGAUCUACAAUGAGAACUACACUCCUCCCAAGGACGACGUUGGUGUGUCCAUUAAGAUCUCGAAGACGAAAGAAUGCAAAGGCGUCGACAUUACCCAGUUGGAGUACUAUCUGGAAACUUCUAAGCCCAACUUCCAAUACAACUUCCUCGAUGUUUCAUAUGUCGAUUGUCUUGGUGGCGACUGCCCUGCAAGGAAGGACGGAUACUACCUCAAGGCCGGUAGCCAGGACGGAAUAAACAUCGCCUCUUCUUCCAACACCUUCUGUCCUAUCCUGGCUUGCCACGAUGAGGCUUCUUGCGACCAGGUUUCUUACGUCCUUCCCGACGACGUUCAGACCAAGACCUGCCACCUCGACCAAAGCGUGGACUUCUACAUGUGCGGUGGAGAGGCGCCCUCUGGCGACUACGGCUCGUCUCCUAGCGAGCCUGAGUCUUCUGCAGAGCCUUCCACCAGCUCCAGCAAGCUGGCAGAGUACUCCGCUGCCAAGCCUACUUCCUCCUCUGCUUCCUACGAAGACUCCUACACUGCCGACAUCGAAGUGGCUGCUGCCGCUGUCACACCUGCGCCCGAGAAGCAGGACCCCAAGCCUUACCACAAGCUUACCAAGACUGUCUACGUCACCGCGGUCGAGUAUGUCAACGCAAAGAGGCACGCUCACGCUCACGACCAUGCCCGUCGUCACCAGCCUUUCCACGCAUAA